Pedinophyceae sp. YPF-701 is the source of this 1746-nucleotide messenger RNA. The record is from the annotation of a GenBank genome assembly. NCBI's taxonomy places the organism in Eukaryota, Viridiplantae, Chlorophyta, Pedinophyceae.
AUGAGCUGGAGCCAGCCUCCCGACUACAUGGACACGCUCCGGGUCGUGUACGAGCACCCCGUGCCCGUCCGGCUCAAGAGCCCCGACCAGGCCCUCCGCACCGAGGAGGCCACCAUGCGGAUAUCGCUCGGGAAGACCAAGGGCGGCCACGGACAGCAGGUCCUGGUGCUGCAGCUGUCGAGCGAACUAGACCCCUACUUUUUGCAUUCCAUGGAGGUCACGGAGGACGACUUCCAGCACCUCAAGGCCGACCAGGGCAUCCUGGUGGACUUCAGCACCUUUCCGGGCAAGAUGAUCGAGCUCCUCGAGCUGUGCAUUUCCUCGGGCAGCCAGGAGACCCCGCGCUUCCAGGCCGAGCUGCGCUCCCACGCCGGGGACUCCAAGUUCGCCGUCGUCGAAACGAACCAGUUCAAGCAGCUCACGCACAUCUGCCUGUCCUUCCGGCCCGGCUCGGACGCGGCCAUCAAGCACUACCUCGCGACGCGCCUCGCGGAGACCAAGGAGGAGCGCUCGGGCCUCUCUGCGCGCCUCCGCAGCACCCAGCAAGCGCUCGACGUGUCCCAAAAGGAGGCCGCCGAGGUGUCCGAGGAGCUCCAGAGGGAACGCGACGAGCACGCCCGGAGACAGACGUACUGGGAGGUCGACACGCAGACCAAGCUCACGGAGGCGCGCGAGCAGCACAUGCGCGAGGUGGAGGAGCAGCGCCAGGCGCUGGACACGGCGCGCGAGGCGUCCGAGGCGAAACUGAAGGUCGAGCUGCAGCAGGCGCAGGACAAAGCCACGCAGCUCGACUCCCAGGUCCGGGAGCUGCUGGACCAGAAGUACGCGCUCGACACCAAGGUGUCGGAGCUGUCGUCGCGGCUGGGGAGCGCGGAGGGCGAGCUGCGCGCCCUGCGCGACGAGGCGGCGCGUCUCAAGUCGGACAAUGCGCGCAUGGCCAGCGAGGGCCACGGGAAGGACAAGGCGGUGUCGGGGCACCUCGUGGAGAUCAGCGGGCUCAAGCAGGAGGUCAAGGCGCGCGAGGAGCUCGUUGCGAGCCUCAGGAAACAGCUGCAAGACCUGGAGCGGGGCAACCGCGCGCUGGAGAAGACGUGCGAGGACCUGCGCGGGAGCAAGAACGCCGCGGACGACCGGGCGGCGCACGAGCGCGCCGAGCUGGACAAGGCUGCGCAGAAGAUCGAGCAGCUCGAGUCGGACGGCAAGGCGGCGCGGGCGAAGCUGAAGAUGAAGGAGGCGGUCAUCGCGCAGCACGAGGCCACGAUGGCGGAGAAGCAGCAGCGCGUGGAGGCCCUGACUCGGGAGGUCGGGCAGCUGCAGGUGGCGCUCGACGGGGAGCGCGGCGAGAGCAAGCUGCUCAAGGAGCGCGUCGCGGAGCAGCGCCGGAAGCUCGACGAGUCGCAGUCGCUGCUGCAGAGCAACCAGCAGAUGAUCCAGUGGCUCAACUCGCAGGUUACGGAGGCGCAGCUCGGGCGGUACGCGUCCGCGUCGUCGCGGUACACCUUCCGGACGACGGCGAACGUGCCGGCGGCGGCGGGGGCCGAGGCGCCGCGGAGCGGGGGCGCGCCGGCGCCGACAACGCCGGGCGCGGCGGGGGCGGGGACGGGGGGCGCGGGGACGACGAAGCAGACGUUCGGGCCGCUGGCGGCGAAGUACGCGGCGAUCGCGAGCGCGCGGCCACCGACGGCGGGCGGCGCGGGGGGGUACAGCUCGUACUUUGUGCAACCAAAGGAUGUGGCCGCACACUGA